UUCACUGUAAGUCUAAAAGUCAUCUUGUCGGGCAGCUACUCGAAUGUGCAACGAAAAUGCUUCACGAUUUCAGCUGGAUUAAGAUAUUACCAACCAUCAUCCUCUCACUUGAUUAUUUUACGACAAAGGUAUCUGCCACUGGAACAGAUGGAGAUGAAGUUGACCUCAAGUAUGCGCUGAUGGGAGCGGGAAUAGGAAUUUUUCUAGUUGUCACAUUUCUCGUAAUAAAGAUUUACAUGAUUAAGAAGCACAUCUAUGAAAACGAUUUAACGGAUCCUCUCUCCAAGCAAAGUCAGUCAGUCAGGGAAGAGAGAUACAAACUUGCCCAGAACUGAAGGUCUCGAGGGCAGUGAUUGAGCCGUUAACUCGCAAAGCUCCCACCCCCCCCAACCCCCGAAGGAGAAUUGUUCGUGUUUGCAAUUGCCACCCGGGACUGGUUAGGAUUCAUCACCGAAUAUUAAAUGGAAUACAAAAUG
This is a messenger RNA of Amblyraja radiata (thorny skate), 476 nucleotides long. Its product is annotated as transmembrane protein 273. The transcript is spliced from 5 exons. The record is from RefSeq and is a predicted model, not a curated record. Lineage: Eukaryota; Metazoa; Chordata; Chondrichthyes; Rajiformes; Rajidae. The coding region runs from base 57 to 335 and encodes 92 amino acids.